Molecule: messenger RNA, 584 nt
Organism: Heterobasidion irregulare TC 32-1
Lineage: Eukaryota; Fungi; Basidiomycota; Agaricomycetes; Russulales; Bondarzewiaceae
Exons: 2
Source: RefSeq, a predicted model, not a curated record
AUUCUUUGGCUUGGCGAAAGGCCCGCCACAGGUCUGGUCUCAGAUAUGGACUCGUUUCGCGGAUGAGUUGGAGGCAUUGGUCCAGCUCUCGGUGCAACCCGAUCACAACGGCAACCAAGUCUGGCCCUACAAUGUCUCUUAUGUGCAUCUCGACGAGCAAAUUGGCUAUUCGUAUAUGCGAGUAUGGAGAUCGGAUGGGGAGUCAGUGAUCAAGGCGAACGAUGAUAGGGCCGAGCGGGUGUUCCACGAAGUGGUUCGUUCGAGACGAUGCAAACUGACCGAGACGGCAAAGGUUACGCAGAGGUAGCGAGCUUUUUCCCGUGGACGUCGUGCUACUGACGGUUGUUUGAUAUCAUCGAGACAGUCUAUCGUGCUGCUUCGAAAGAAUAUGCCUGGCCAACGUGCUUCGCUCAUAGAUUACUUAACUACAGACGCUACGUCUGCCGACAGUGUGUGUACUGUCUGUGUACUGUCUGUGUACUGUCUGUGUACUGUCUGUGUACUGUCUGUGUACUGUCUGUGUACUGGUAUUUCUCCUCAAUGUUUCUUCUAUCAUCAAACACAUGAAAUGGCAAUUCUUUGUU